CCCUAUGCAGCGAGUGUAUGGGUGGAGUAUAGUUUUAAAUACAGUUUUAAAUGUAUCGAAAGAGCGUCCUACGCCGGCUCUGACAGAAGAGCUGGAAUAAAUUACAGCGCGCCGGGAAAGUUUGUCCUAAAGCUGCCGGGUUGCGCUCUCGGUGUCUCGGACCCUCAGCUCUAAAAUGGCUGGCUGUAGGUUCGAGAAAGCUCCGGUGCAAAGGGAAGGAUCCGCUCCACGCCGCGACUCUCUGUAAAUAUACACGUUUCUCUAACUCCGACUGACGCGUAAGUGAUGUCGUAGUCCCAGGUCCGAGAGCUGUCAGGGCGCACAUGCACCAUAAUAAUCUUGGCAUUUCGGACCUAGGACUGUGCGUAAUGGCGUCCUCCACGGACAGGGCUUCUCGGUUUACCCCCCAGACACAUUUUUACAACAGGCUUGUAUUUGCAAACCAAACCGGAAUAUACAUAUUAUUCCAAAGCGAAAUCAAUCGUUUUAUUAUUGAUGUUGUAUAUUGAUGUGGAUGAGAGAGAGAGAAAGAGAGAGAGAGACAGAGAAUGAUAUUUCGCUCACGUCAGUCGGACCCUUCUGUGCUCCGGUGCGUACCUCUGAAUGAUCGGCGACUCCAACACCGGUCGACCCCUCGAAAUAUAAAUGGGUAUGCCCCAAAAUGGAUUCUCAGUUGGCUUCAGUCCUGACUGGUGGCAGCCUGGAUGUCCAAAAUGGCAGCCAGUGUGCAGAGGGAUCAGGGCCAGUGACAGAGGUGUUUUUGGACCUAAAGGAAAAGACCUCAACUAUAACUGUACCAGGUAACCCACAGCCCUGCUCUGUGAAAGCAGCAGUGACCAUCAGGCGGGCUGCUCCAUCAAUCAAUGGGAAUAAGCCAAAGGGGGGCGGGACUAAGCCAGCCUCUCAGGAAACAUGUAAGAUUGGUGGGUUCAGACAGCCAAUCACAGUAAAGACUGGAGUGCCUGAGUUGCGCAGCCAACCAAUCCGACUCAAAAUUGUUGUUCCCCCACGGUGCAAGAGGCCAAUCACAAACUCUGCCAUCAGCCAGACCAAAGACUUUGCUCGCUUACGUAUUAGAAGACCUGUUUUGGUUUCAGCUGGAGCAGAAAAAAACAGAAAUAAAAUCCUACUAUCUGCUGUUAAGAAAAAAGGAGAAAUCACAGAUGUUACUUAUCAUAAGACUGAGGAAGCUAGGCCAGAAUCAUUCCAUGAAACAGAGGCAGAGAGGGGGGAAACCAUGUGCAAAGACAGACUUGUUACGGAUACUGAAAUCAUUCAUACCGAUGAGUCAGAAACUCCUUUGAUCCCAAGCACUAAUGCAGUUAAAAUAUUGAGCCUGAAAGGGAUUAAAGAGGAAACUACAGAGAUUGAAAUUGAGGAAAAUAUUCCUUUAAUUUUGCAAGAAAUGGACUUGAAGUGUUGUCAGAUGUUUGAUGAAGUAGGAAUGGAAGAACAGACAGAAGCACUGGACCUGAGUCUGCCCAAGAAAAGAGAGAGUCGAGAGAGGUCUGAACGCUUCCCGGAUGACUCUGGCUGCGAGAGCUCGCUGAUUAUGGAGGUGGAUGAAUAUGAGGGAGAAGGGGACAGAGAUGUAGUAGAAGAGGACGAUGAUGGUGAAGGAGAGGCCUCUGUGCUGCAUAUGGACGCCACAGAUACACUUGAAGACUCUCUCCUCUCUCCCUCUUUCUUUUCUACCUCUGUCUUUACCUCCCUCUCUUCGAUAGACUGUGACACUGAAAACCUUCUUCUGAUAGACGACCGGGGAAUCCCGUAUACGCUUAGUCCUGACGGACUCAAAGUGCCGCAGGUCCAUGCUUCCACGUCAGAGGUUCAGGUUGAAGAAAUGAGGUCGCCACAAUUAGCCACGUUAGCAGAUCCUAGCCUCUGCCAAAGUUUAGAUAAUGCACUAUAUCCACCUUCUGAUCAUCUUUACAACUCACCAGCCCCUGCCACUGAUUCUCCAUCACUAGGUGUUGAUCAGACAAAGACUCCAGAAGUCUUCCCAGGUUUGAUUAAAAACUCAGCUUCCCCCAAAGGCCGCAAACCAAAGGGCAAAUCUUUUCAGGGGCCCCUGCUGUUUUUUAGCCUCCCCCCAAACCCGCCCCUUGAUCCCAAAAAACACUUCUACUAACAUUUCCCAUUCUCCCCCUGUCGUCCUCUUCUUCCUUCCCCCAGGCCCCCCUAAACUCCCGGGGGUCUCUCGCUUUUCCCCUUUUAGUUA
This is a messenger RNA of Etheostoma spectabile (orangethroat darter), 2221 nucleotides long. RefSeq lists its product as uncharacterized. The transcript is spliced from 2 exons. Lineage: Eukaryota; Metazoa; Chordata; Actinopteri; Perciformes; Percidae. The coding region runs from base 662 to 2131 and encodes 489 amino acids. The record is from RefSeq and is a predicted model, not a curated record.